UCUUUUAACAUGCAUAAAAGAUAGUAGCUUUCUUAUUUUCUAACAUUUUUCCAAAAUUAGGAAGUGACAAGAAAAUCUUAGAUCAUAUAAAUUUGGGAGAAUUCUUGCCUGGAUUAAUUAUAUACAGAAUUACCAGCAACGUCCCUUACAUCAGUGAUCGAUGGACUUGUUGAUCGUUUUUCUUUUGGUAUUGGCAUUUGCUCAUGCUCUUAAGUUUGUUGUAAAGGGAAGCAAAACAACUCGAGGCAAGCUUCCUCCUGGCCCAUCACCUUUGCCAAUCAUAGGCAACCUCUUCGAUCUUGGCGACAAACCUCACAGGUCAUUAGCCAAGCUUGCCAAGAUUCAUGGCCCGUUGAUGAGUCUUAAACUUGGCCAAAUAACGACAGUAGUCAUUUCCUCGUCAUCCUUGGCUAAAGAAGUCCUUCAGAAACAUGAUCUCAGUUUCUCUAACCGAACUGUGGUUCAGGCAAUCCAAGCACUUGAUCAUCAUGAAGCUUCCAUGCCAUGGUUACCUGUUGGCGCGCCAUGGAGAAAUCUGAGAAAGAUCUGCAGCUUUUAUAUCUUCACUAAUCAGAAACUCGACGCAAAUCAAGACCUUCGGUGCAAGAAAAUUCAAGAACUACUUGCUGAUGUUCAAGAAUGUUGCUGUGCUGGUGCAGUCGUAGACAUCGGCGAAGCAGCUUUUAAAACUAUGCUCAACACCUUGUCAAGUAGCGUUUUCUCGCUAGACUUGACAGAUUCAAGUUCGGAAACUGUCCGAGAGUUUAAGGAGGCUGUAAGGGGCAUUAUGGAUGAGUUAGGAAGACCAAACUUGGCCGACUAUUUCCCUACACUUAGAAACAUUGAUCCACAAGGUAUAAAGCGUCGCAUGAGGAUUUACGUGGGGAGGAUGCUUGAUUUGUUUGAUCAUAUAAUCGAUGAAAGGUUGCAGUCAAGAAAAGAGCCCGGUUAUAUCCCAGCAAAUGACAUGCUUGAUACUCUUCUCAGUCUCGAUGAAAAUAACAAGGAGGAGAUGGAUAGGACUCGCAUCAAACACUUGUUUGUGGAUUUAUUUGCUGCUGGGACUGAUACAACUUCAAGCACAUUGGAAUGGGCGAUGACAGAACUUGUCUGCAACCCCAAGAUUUUAUCGAAAGCGAGAGAAGAGCUUGAACAGACUAUUGGCAAAGGCAGAUUGCUGGAGGAAUCGGACGCUCCCCGAUUGCCUUACUUGCAAGCAAUUAUCAAAGAAACCUUGAGAUUGCACCCACCAACUCCCUUAUUACUCCCCCGCACAGCUGGAGCAGAUGUAGAAAUGAAUGGCUGUACAGUUCCAAGAGAUGCUCAAGUACUGGUGAAUGCAUGGGCUAUUGGUAGAGAUCCAAGCGUAUGGAGAAACCCUGAAUCUUUCUUUCCGGAGAGAUUCUUAGGGUCAGAAAUUGAUGCUCGAGGCAGAGAUUUUGAGCUGAUACCAUUUGGUGCUGGAAGAAGGAUCUGCCCUGGAUUGUCAUUGGCCAUGAGAAUGUUGCACAUGAUGUUAGGGUCGCUUAUUGUAUCCUUUGAUUGGAAGCUUGAAAAUGGGGUUACACCAGAAAGCAUGGAUAUGGAAGAUAAGUUCGGGAUCACCUUACAGAAGGCUCAGCCACUGAAAGCUAUACCUAUACAGCUCUAAAAAAUUUACACGGGAAAAAUCAAACACAAGUAUAUGGCAGUGGCAUUCCGAUCAGAUUGGAAGACUUUUUCGUUUUCUGUUUAAUAGAAUAUAUAGUAACUUGCAUCACGACAUAAUUCGAGUAUUGAUCCUGCUCCUAUAACUUGAUCUGCUUGUGGUGCUAUUCUUAUUGGUUUGUUCUGCUGUUCUAGUUUGGCUCUGUCUUGACCUGCUGGUCAUGCUUCUCUUGGAUGUCUUAAGUACAUAAAUUAUGGAACAAACUUUGUUUUAUUGUUGU
This is a messenger RNA of Ricinus communis (castor bean), 1928 nucleotides long. RefSeq names its product geraniol 8-hydroxylase-like. The transcript is spliced from 2 exons. NCBI's taxonomy places the organism in Eukaryota, Viridiplantae, Streptophyta, Magnoliopsida, Malpighiales, Euphorbiaceae. Gene Ontology annotation, molecular function: monooxygenase activity; oxidoreductase activity, acting on paired donors, with incorporation or reduction of molecular oxygen; heme binding. The record is from RefSeq and is a predicted model, not a curated record. Bases 161 to 1651 code for a protein of 496 amino acids.